CGCCCAUAUCCAUGGGGUUGAUAGCCGGUGCCGGAGACAAAAGGCGUGACUUGUAAUGCGCGGAGGAGAGUUUUCCGGCGACCGCUCUCACCGAAAACAAAUGCAGAAGAGAAAGUAGAGAACGUACGAAGUUCGUGCUAGUGCCAGAUAGGGUAAUCUAUUCUAAGCUCAGCUGGGUUCUCCCUACCCGCACCGGACGACGGUCUAUGGCGGUCGACUUGGAAUCGGCUCUUCAAGACGAAGAGGAGGAGGAGGAGGAGGAGCACGCGCUGGACGAAGAUGCGCCGGCUCAUCAUCCCGUCGCACCUCCCGACGAGUCAUUUGAACUCUCAACAACAGUUGAUCCCAGCUACAUAAUUUCCCUCAUACGAAAGCUUCUACCACCCUAUCAGACAUAUAACUCUUGCUCCAGUGGAGUUGAGGGAAACAAUUCCCAGAAGUCUAACUUGGAUCUGAUUGAGGAAAAGCUGGCCCCACCAGAUAGUACGAGAGUGCAAGGUUCAGCAAAAGAGCCUUCUGAAAUAAUGGACAUUAUUGAUGACAACAAGGAAUCUGCCUGUGAAGAAGGAAAAGUUGAUGGAGAGUCAGGUUGCAGAAAUGAAUUGCCCACAGCUUCUGUAGUAGAAGAGGUUUGGGAAGGAAAUGGUUGCAUUCUGUGGGACCUUGCUGCAAGCCAAACUCAUGCAGAACUCAUGGUUGAGAACCUUGUCUUGGACGUGCUUUUGGCAAACCCGACAGUCCCCCAAUCCGCUAGGGUUAGGGAGAUUUGUCUUGGAAUUAUAGGAAAUCUUGCUUGCCAUGAGGUUCUCAUGAGGCACAUAGUUUCUACUAAAGGGCUCGUUGAUGCAAUUGUGGAUCAACUGUUUUUGGACGAUACACAAUGUUUGUGUGAAGCUUGCCGGUUUUUGACAUUGGCUAUUCAAGGUAAUGAAAGCAAUAUUUGGGCAGAGGCUUUGCUCUCUGACCAUGUUAUUCGUCGUCUUCUUUGGAUUGCAGAGAACACCUUGAAUCCACUGCUUAUAGAAAAGUGUGUUGGGCUACUUUUAACGAUCUCAGAAAGUCAACUGGUUGCGCCAAUUCUUCUUCCUCCUUUGGUUGAUAUUGGCCUGCCAAAUAUACUCUUCGAACUUCUGGCUUAUGAGAUGAGCCAACUAACAAGUGAAAAAAGCCCCGAAAGAUACCCUGUGCUCGAUGUAAUUCUCCGAGCAAUUGAGGCAUUGUCUGUGAUGGAUGAUCAUUCUCACAAAAUCUCGUCAAAUAAGGAACUCAUUGGACUUGUUUGUGACCUGGUCAAACUUCCUGAUAAGAUGGAGAUUGCCGAUUCUUGUGUUACUGCAGCAGUUCUGAUGGCAAACAUUAUGUCUGAUGUCACCAACCUAGCUACAGAGAUGUCACAAGAUUUGCCCUUUUUACAGGGUUUGCUUGGUAUACUACCAUUUGCUGCAAAUGACAUAGAAGCACGGAAUGCUCUGUGGAGUAUUAUUGUCCAAUUGUUGGUUCAUAUUAAGGAAAGUGAAACGGGAUUCUCCAGUUUGUAUCAAUAUGUGUCAGUUCUUGCGAGCAAGUGUGAUAUGAUCGAGGAAGAUCUUUUGGACCAUCAAACAGAUUCAUUCAUUAAACAUGGAAGCACUGAUGGUUGUGAGACUAAAUCAAAUGUCAUUAUGGCCCUUGAACGGAUGGCUAGUUUAUUACACCAGUGGAAAACUUUGAAGGAUAAUGCUGACGAGAACAGUUUGUCAGGAAAGCAUCAUGUUGAUGGAUCCUUGGUUGAUAAGUUGCUUCACUGCUGUGAAAGAUAUAUCAACUGCUUGUUCAUGGUAUGUUAAUCCUACCAGGUAAUUGAAGCCUGGAUGUGGCACGCUGGCACUACUAGUACUUGUUCUUCAAUGUUCCACAUGCCACUUUGAUUGUCUGCAAGGAUUUAGCUCUUGCAGACGCAUCCUGAGGGACCAUUUCAACCGAUCUGUCAUCAAAAGAACUUGCCACAUGUACGAGGGUUGCAGAGCAACAUACUUUUCAUCGUGCAUGUUAGAGAUCUCAUUGGACUUGCGGAAACAUUGCUGCAUCCAUCCGAUGAAUUUGAUCAUGAAAACCAUGGAGUGAACUCUGCGCAUUUAGACGUCUGAAAAUCGUUGCCAUCCCAAUGGAAUGUCUAAAGUUCACGUAGACUGAACAUUCGGAGAAGGCAUCUUUUUGCAGUCUGUACUUUCCACGAGGCUAUGGAUGUCUCUCUUACUAUGUCUAGGGCUGCCUGGUUUUGUGGAUAAGCGAUGCAGUAGCAUUCAGUUAAUUGCUUCUCUACCUGGUGGGGACUUGCGAAGUACAUGAGUAGUCUCAAUUCUAAUUGUACGGGGCUUUUGUCAUUGCAACACACAGUGCAUUUAUCUUGUAGUCGUCUCCCAAAGGUAUUUGAGUUGGCGUGUUUGAGCUGCUUCUCCUCAAAAUUUCUUCUUCCUGAGUAUACUCUUCUCUCCUCUGCUUGUUAAUUCGUUCCUGCUUAGUAAUGAUGUUCCCUAUGGUUUGAGAUCAGAGAAUUAGGCAAUCAAGAUGAUACUAUGAAAAAUCCUAUUUUGACUUACCUUCCUACGAUUAUAAAAUCCUACUUAGAAUGUCA
Rhodamnia argentea is the source of this 2614-nucleotide messenger RNA. Its product is annotated as protein SAAL1. Bases 207 to 1826 code for a protein of 539 amino acids. The transcript has 11 exons. NCBI's taxonomy places the organism in Eukaryota, Viridiplantae, Streptophyta, Magnoliopsida, Myrtales, Myrtaceae. The record is from RefSeq and is a predicted model, not a curated record.